AUGGCUGCACUCCCCAUGGCACUGCUUCAGUUGUCGGUGCUACUACUAGUAGUAGUGACGACGAUAGCUCCUGUGGCAUGGGCACUCUCCUCGCCGGCUACAACUACAGUACCCAAGUUUGUGAUUUUGGGUGGAACUGGCAAAAUUGGCACUUCCGUGGCCAACCACUUGCUGAACCGAUCUCCCACUUGCGAGGUUGUCUUGGUGGGUCGUCGUGGAGGAGAUGCUGCCAUUCAAGAGAUAGUUGAUGGUACAAAAAACAGUGACACAAGAAGAAGACAACGAAUUUCCUUUCAACAAGUCGACGACAUUUGGGACGCCAAUUGUUUGGCACCACUUCUGCAAUCAUCACACGGCGUCAGUGCCGUCAUUCACACGGCCGGUCCCUACUUGGAUGAAACUCCCACUGUCUUGGAGGCUGUCAUUGCCGCACGAAUUCCCGUCUAUGUGGAUGUUUCCGAUCCCCUGCCAUUUCUACAAGCCAGUCUGGACCAAUUGGAAGCUGCCAGAACAUCCCAAACGUCGGCACUCUGUGCGGCGGGAGCGUUUCCUGGCAUGUCCAAUGUCUUGGCCAUGGAAGCAGCAGCAGCCGCCAAGAAAAAUGCCGAUGAAACAAUUCAAGAUGUUCGAUUCAAUUACUUUACCAAGGGAUUGGGAGGUUCGGGGACCAUCAACCUCUAUAUUACCAACAUUGGCUUUGGGGAACCCAUGAUCCAACACGAUCAGGGCUCACGACGAGCUCUGACGGAACUCUCGGGCAAGUUAUUGGGACAAGUCGAUUUCUUUUUACCACCCAAUAAUGACAUGAUUAGUGACGAUAAUAAUCAACAAGCCCAACAACGCGUCGGACGACAACAAGUCUUUGCCUGGCCCUUUCCCGAAGCGGCAACGGUCGCGUCCGAAUUGCAAAUUAAAGGGUCGUCCAGUGCCGCCAUGGGAACGGCACCGGAUCUUUGGAAUGUCAUGUUGGGGCUCUUGGUCAACAUUGUCCCCCGACCGUGGUGGCGGUCCAAGGCAUUUUCCAAAUUCAUGGCCGACUUUUCGCAACCUCUCGUUCUCUUGACGGAUGCCAUCUUGCGACAAACAACAACCAGCGAUGCUGAUGUUGGUGAAACUCAUGCCAUGCGCAUUGAUGUAACGACCACUACUACCAAACAAGAAAUGACCUCCAUUGUGCAGGCCCACGAAUCCUUUCGACAAUGCGUGGGACAGUCCUGCGCCGAGUUUUGCUUGGAUCUGUUGGAACAUCCAUCACCGGGAGUUUUUCUACCGGAACAACGAUAUCGAGACGCGAGGGAUCGAAGACGAAUAAUUGCAAAGUUGACCAGUACUCCGGGCACCUUUUGCUACACGGGGCCUGUCAAGUUGUCAUCAUCAUCAUCAUCCACAUUUCCGACGGACAUUGAUCAAGUAGUGGCACAGGCCAAACAAGAACAAGUGGAGUUGUAG
Seminavis robusta is the source of this 1449-nucleotide messenger RNA. NCBI's taxonomy places the organism in Eukaryota, Bacillariophyta, Bacillariophyceae, Naviculales, Naviculaceae. The record is from the annotation of a GenBank genome assembly.